This is a messenger RNA of Ophidiomyces ophidiicola, 1719 nucleotides long. RefSeq names its product Translation initiation factor eIF-2B subunit gamma (gene GCD1). Lineage: Eukaryota; Fungi; Ascomycota; Eurotiomycetes; Onygenales; Onygenaceae. The record is from RefSeq and is a predicted model, not a curated record. Gene Ontology annotation, cellular component: eukaryotic translation initiation factor 2B complex; guanyl-nucleotide exchange factor complex. The coding region runs from base 1 to 1719 and encodes 572 amino acids. Gene Ontology annotation, molecular function: guanyl-nucleotide exchange factor activity; translation initiation factor activity. Gene Ontology annotation, biological process: cytoplasmic translational initiation. The transcript is spliced from 2 exons.
AUGCCUCAUUCAGGCCCGCCUCUGGGCUUUCAAGCCCUCAUCCUGUGUGGGCCUGGGGUUUCGCUGAACACGUUCACAUCCAUUCCCGAAGAGUUCCCUAAAGCUUUGGUUCCUAUAGCAAAUCGGCCUAUGGUAUGGUAUCCUUUGGAUUGGUGUUACCGCAUGGGAAUAACCAAUAUUACCCUGAUCACUCCAAAGGCCAGCCGGUCGGCGCUUGAAGCUUCUUUGUCCCAGAAUCCCCACCUCACCUCCCUCCCAUCUCCGUCCCCUACAGUCAUUGCCCCGGAAGGGUUAACGCUCACAACCGGCACUGCUGAGCUGUUGCGCCUGGCCGAGAUCCAAUCAUGUAUAAAGUCGGAUUUUAUAGUUCUUCCCUGUGAUCUUGUGUGUGAUAUCCCGGGUGUCACAUUUCUAGAAGCUUGGAUGACCUCACAUGGUUCCUUAGAUGCUUCGUGGGGUGGCGAACGACUGGAUUCUGGGGCCUCGAGCUUAAUAGGUAUGGGCGGUGAACGGUGCGGUCGCAGAGGUGGAAUCAGUGUGUGGUAUCCUACUGCUCCCGAUGGUGCAAAAACAAAAACCGAAGUUGCAGAUUUCCUAGCAGUCACCCCACUAGAGAAGGACGAUGCUCCCACAACGCAUGCGGGCAGUAGCCACCCAUCAUCCCUGACUAAGUUGGUUUAUACCAUGCCUAUGGAUAGCUUGAAAGAUGCCAUAGAGGAGCAUGGAGCUUUGUUAAUACGGCACUCCUUAUUAAAACGUCAUGGAAAAAUCAAGAUGUUAACCACAUAUCGCGAUUCUCACAUCUAUAUACUUCCAUACUGGGUCAAAGAAAUGGCCAUGAUGAAUGAAAAGUUUGAGAGCAUCAGUGAAGACCUAAUAGGUUGGUGGGCUAAGGCAGAAUGGCAAAACGGCCUAGGAGAAAAGCUGGGCCUGCGUGAAAUUUUCGACUCGGAUCGGGAGCAUGGAAACAAAUACAGUAGCAAGCGUGACCAGAUCGAAGAGGAUAUCGAUUUGAUGGCGAUGAGCACUACGAAAUCAGCACGGUGGCUGGAAAUAAACUCCAACGGGACCAUGUCUAAAUCGAGACCGGGAGCACUGACUCGCAGCGAUACAAUUCAAGAAAUCGAAAUACCACCUCAGCCGGAGAAGCUCGUCGUGCCACCUAUUCUUGCAUACAUACAUUCGUCAAGGCCGUCCGAGCCACUGGUGAGGCGCGUUGAUAACUCUGCGCUCCUGCUGGCAACGUCUCUUCGUCUUGCUAAACUUGAAGCCAUCAGUGAAGCUGGAGAUUCCGCAUCACCAUUUGCUCACCAAAAUAAGCUAGCUUAUCCGGCUGGUAUUGCACAGCGGUGCACAGUCUCCAAAGCGGACUGUCUUCUCGCCGAAAACGUUACUGUUGAAGAAAAGGCUGUCAUUAAGGAGUCUGUUGUCGGCGCAAACUGUCAUAUUGCUAGUGGCGUCCGACUUACUCGUUGCCUGCUCAUGGAUGGCGUUGUAAUCGGUGAGCGCAGCCAGCUUACAGACUGCAUCAUCGGCCGAAGGGCCAAGGUGGGCCGUGAAUGCGUGCUCAAAGAGUGCGAAGUGCAAAACGGAAAUGUAGUACCUGAUGACACGGAUGCAAAGAAUGGACAGUUCAUGAUUUUUGAGGGACUGGAUGAUGAUAUGGUGGGUGUUUGUGAUGACUUGGAGAGUGAGGAUAUGGAUAUGAAUGGUGAUUAG